This is a messenger RNA of Hevea brasiliensis (rubber tree), 1745 nucleotides long. Its product is annotated as geraniol 8-hydroxylase. The transcript has 2 exons. Gene Ontology annotation, molecular function: heme binding; iron ion binding; oxidoreductase activity, acting on paired donors, with incorporation or reduction of molecular oxygen. NCBI's taxonomy places the organism in Eukaryota, Viridiplantae, Streptophyta, Magnoliopsida, Malpighiales, Euphorbiaceae. The coding region runs from base 41 to 1531 and encodes 496 amino acids. The record is from RefSeq and is a predicted model, not a curated record.
GCAGAGGGCAGGACAUAUCUUCGCUUGAAAUCACUAGGUAAUGGAUUCCUAUACACUUGCAAUCUUCACUUUGAUUCUCUUAAUAUGCAUCCAUGGCCUUUUUAGCCUCAAAAAAAGGAAAAGACUCCCACCAGGACCAAGAGGCCUUCCCAUCGUUGGAAACCUCUUAGCAAUAGGUGCCAGGCCCCACGAGUCCCUAACCAAGCUAGCCAAAAUCCAUGGCCCCCUCAUGACUAUUCAACUAGGCUUCAACACCACCGUAGUUGCUACCUCCGCAGAAAUGGCCAGAGAAAUCCUCCAGAAAAACGAUCAAGCAUUCUUGGGUAGGCCUAUUCCACACGCGGUUACUGCAGAACACAAUUAUGAACUAUCCAUGGCAUGGUUAUCCGGUGGUCCGAAAUGGAGAAGCCUAAGAAAAAUAUGCAACAGCCAGGUCUUCACCCCUCAAAGACUUGAUGCGCUGCAAGGUUUACGAAAUCAAAUGAUGGAUGGUAUGAUCAAGUCCAUCACCGAAGCUAGUGAAGCCAAAGAACACAUCAAUAUUGGAAGGUUAGUGUUUGGAACAACGUUAAAUUUGCUAUCUAACUCCAUGUUUUCUGUUGAUAUAUUGGACACCAAAUCCAAUGCUAUUCAAGAAUUGAAACAACUUAUUGGAAAAAUAAUGGAGCUGUCAGGAAAGCCAAAUCUGUCAGAUUUUUUUCCUUUCUUGAAACCAUUCGAUCCACAAGGUAUCAAGCUAGAAAUCAAGAUUUCUUAUGAUCAUAUGCAUAGUUUGCUUGAUGAGAUUGUUGGUCAGCGUCUGAAGAGAAGAAAGUCCAGUUUAGAAAGAUACGGUGAUUUCUUGGAUGUCCUUCUUGACCAAAGCCAAGAGUACUGUGGCUCAGAGGACUUCAGCCACGAAGAUGUCAUAAUUUUACUUUCGGACUUGUUCAUUGGGGGAACAGACACGACUACAACUACUUUGGAAUGGGCAAUGGCUGAGUUGCUCCACAAUCCACAUAUAAUGGCCAAGGCAAAGCAAGAGCUUGUCGAAAAAAUUGGAAUAGGAAAAACCAUGGAAGAGAAAGAUGUUAUAAGGCUUCCAUAUUUACAAUCAGUUCUUAAAGAAACAAUGAGGCUGCACAUGACAGCUCCUCUGCUCUUGCCUCACCGUGCAGAAAUCGACACAGAAAUUUGUGGUUACACCAUCCCUAAGCACACCCAAGUGUUUGUGAACGCAUGGGCAUUGGCCAGAGAUCCCCAAUACUGGGACGACCCAACGGAGUUUCUCCCAGAGAGGUUCAUGAAAUCUGAAGUUGACUUCAGAGGGACAAAUUUCCAAUUUCUUCCAUUUAGUUCUGGAAGAAGAAUUUGCCCUGGACUGGCUCUAGGUGUUAGAAUGAUGAGUUCAUUGCUGGCUUCCCUCUUUCACCAUUUUGACUGGCAGCUGCCCAAUGGUUUGGAGCCGAAGGCAAUGGACAUGACUGACAGAUUUGGUACGACUCUGCAGAAGGCCACUCCUCUCAUCGCCAUUCCCCUGGUGGUUGAAUAGUUGGUUGAUGAUAAAUGUUGACAGCUAUUAUAAAAUAAUUUCCAUGUAUUUAAUGCUACUGGGUUGCCUAAGUAUCUGGCAACUUUUUGCGUGGUUGAGCGAUAAUCUGUCAUAUUAUCGAUGAUGUGAUCGGUCACAGUUUAUUGCUCUUGCUUCCAUGCAUGAUGUUGCUCUAUUGUUGACAAAAUAAUUUUCAUGUCAUCUCGUUUGUUUU